Molecule: messenger RNA, 798 nt
Organism: Linum tenue
Lineage: Eukaryota; Viridiplantae; Streptophyta; Magnoliopsida; Malpighiales; Linaceae
Source: the annotation of a GenBank genome assembly
AUGCGUCACUCUACUUCCGGCGUUUCCGCUUUAGGUUGCCAUUUCCAUUUCGCGUAUUUUUAUAGGCGUUUCGCAUUUUGCUUCACCGUUCCUUUUGGUUUCCGGCAGGUGCUCCUGCUGCCAGAGCAUCUAUUUGCCGUCAUCGUCAUGUGCACCAACUCCAUGAAGAUGGUCAUCGUCGAUUCCACCCGCCGUCGGGACGAUUCCUCGCCGUCGAUCGCCACCCUGGUCGCGUCUGCCUGGGCAGUGACUCCGCCGCCGCAUCAAUCUCCUCCCCGGAAAUUUCCUCCGGCGCGAUCAUCCGAGCUCUCCAUUGCCUUCGCCAGGCGCCAACUCACCGAAAUCCUCGCGCCCGCUGAAUGCCACCUUAACGAACUCGCUGCAUUGCCACUUCCGCUGUCCGGGAGGCCGCCAUCGGAGCCGAGCUCAUCGAAACCGCCUCCACCGGGCUCAACGUUUCCGUUCUCUCCGGAGAAGAGGAGGCGAGAUUCGCAUACUCCAGAGAAUGAGGGAUUUCUUAGGGGAGCUGUAAAGGAUUCUGGAUUGGUUCAUCAAGUGACAAGAUUCGAGUUUGAGUUGUUGCUGGAAGCUCCGGAACAAUUGGAGCAGUGGAGAAAGCAGUGUUUCAUGGCUAUGGCGACGUUAAGCAAGGGUUUUAAUAAUAAUAAGAAGAGGGUUAGAAAUGGUGCACGAUGUGCUGCCAUUGCCAAGGAAGGAAACCAUUUCAAGGGUUUCAGUGCUGAAGAGAUCAAGUUAAUAGCAUUUCUUGCAAGGCAUUACAGGAAGAAAUUCCCGUAA